AUGCCCGCCGGAGUGUCGUGGGGUCAGUACAUGAAGUUCCUUGCCUGCGCCAUGGCAUCUAUGAUGGCCGGAUCUCAGGCAGUGCAUCUGUACUAUAAGCCACUGGAGGAUCUGCCCGCCUAUAUCGAACGGGAACAGCACAACACACAGGCGGAUCCUGCAGCAAAGCCACCGGACGCUUCCUGAAAUCGUGUACUCGGACAAUUUACUGGUCUAUAAAGCUAUUUAAGUUUA
Messenger RNA from Drosophila eugracilis, 234 nucleotides. It is a transcript of the gene sloth2, whose product is annotated as protein brawnin. Gene Ontology annotation, biological process: mitochondrial respiratory chain complex III assembly. Lineage: Eukaryota; Metazoa; Arthropoda; Insecta; Diptera; Drosophilidae. The record is from RefSeq and is a predicted model, not a curated record. The coding region runs from base 1 to 186 and encodes 61 amino acids. The transcript has a single exon. Gene Ontology annotation, cellular component: mitochondrion.